Molecule: messenger RNA, 1877 nt
Organism: Trametes versicolor FP-101664 SS1
Lineage: Eukaryota; Fungi; Basidiomycota; Agaricomycetes; Polyporales; Polyporaceae
Product: methylenetetrahydrofolate reduct
Exons: 10
Coding region: 16-1824 (602 amino acids)
Biological process (GO): tetrahydrofolate interconversion
Cellular component (GO): cytosol
Molecular function (GO): FAD binding; methylenetetrahydrofolate reductase [NAD(P)H] activity
Source: RefSeq, a predicted model, not a curated record
CGGCGGAGUGCAGCCAUGAAGUUCGUCGACAAGAUCGCCAAGCAUGGUAAGAGCAGGCUGUUCUACACGUUCGAGUUCUUCCCGCCCAAGACGGACCAGGGUUUCGAGAACCUGGUCUCGCGCAUAGCGCGCAUGGUCGGGCUGAACCCCCUGGCUCUCAGCGUUACAUGGGGCGCCGGAGGUACCACGAAGGAGCGUAGUCUCGACCUCGCGGGGCUGACCCAGAUCGAGUACGGGGUGGACACGAUCUUACAUUUGACAUGUACAAACAUGGAGCAAGGGAUGGUGGAUGCUGCGCUUAGGGAAGCCAAGGAGCGAGGGAUCGAAAGCAUCCUUGCUCUCCGAGGAGAUCCACCAAGAGGGGAGGAGCACUGGAUACCCACCGACUCCCGCUUCCAGCACGGUGUCGAUCUCGUUCGAUACAUCAAGUCGACCCCGGAGUUCUCACACUUCUGCGUCGGCGUGGCAGCAUAUCCCGACGGUCAUCCUGACAGGGAUACAAAUGAAGACGUCGAGCUGGACCAACUGAAAGAGAAGGUCGAUGCAGGCGCGGAGUUCAUCAUCACACAGCUCUUCUACGAUGUCGACAAUUUCCUGCAGUGGGUGGGCAAAGUACGCGCGAAAGGCAUUACUGUCCCCAUCAUCCCCGGCGUCAUGCCGAUCCAAACAUAUGCGUCCUUCCUUCGCAUGACGAAGCUUUGCGCGACGCGGGUCCCAGCGACCCUCAUGUCGGACCUUGUUCCCAUCCGCCAUGACGACCAGAAGGUCAAAGACUUCGGCGUAAACCUUGCUGUGGACAUGAUCCGGCAGCUGCAGCGCGGCGGCAUUGAGGGUGUCCACUUUUGCACACUCAAUUUGGAGAAGAGUGUCAUCCGCGUCCUCGAAUCACUGGGAUUGGCGGGCAAUAUUCCAACUCUUGCCAACAGACUUAUCUCAGAUAUGCCAUCGCCACCGGAGCGCACAGUUACACCACACACGGCCGCCGAUCGCGCAACGAAGGAGUUGGCGUCCGCCCCCCAACCUGAGCUCGAAGCGGGCAAAGGCGAGCUCAACGCUGCGGCGGACUGGGACGACUUCCCGAACGGUCGGUUCGGAGACUUUAAGAGUCCCGCCUACGGCGACACGGACCGGUGGGGCAGUUCUGCCCUGCAGAACAACGCCGCACUCUCGCACUGGGGCAGCCCGCAGACUGUCGAGGACCUCACCAACAUGUUCAUGCGAUACUUGCACUCUAAAAUCGCGGCGACGCCAUUCUCACCGACGCCGCUUUCUCCGGAGUCGCUGAUGAUUUUUCCCCACCUGGAGAAGCUGACGCGACGAGGAUGGUGGACUGUUGGAUCGCAGCCCGCGAUCAACGGCGUGCCUUCUACGGAUGAUGUCGUUGGCUGGGGUCCCAAGGGCGGGUACGUAUAUCAGAAGUGCUUCGUCGAGUUCUUCGUCGAGCAGAAGGACGUCGAGCGCAUUGUCAAGAGGGUACAGGAGGAAGGCGCCGGUUGGGUGGAUCUGUUCGCAGGGAAUGUGAAGGGUGAGGUGUUGACGAGUGUACCGGAAGGCGGGCGAAACGCCGUCACCUGGGGCGUCUUCCCGGGUCAGGAAAUUGCGCAGACUACCAUCAUCGAAAAGGAGUCCUUCUUGUCAUGGAAGGACGAAGCCUUCUCCAUCUGGUCGGAGUGGGCAUCGUUCUUCCGACCCGGUUCUCAGGAGCGCACACUUUUGGAGGGCGUUCGGGAUCAGCGCUGGCUUGUCAGCCUGGUACACCACGACUACAUGGAUCCAGCCGCGUUGUGGACUUUCUUGUUUAAGGGUGACGACCCUCUCGUGUAGUAUACUUGCUGUCUUUAGGAGUGAUAUAACGACGUCGAAUGAAUGUAUGUACC